GUGUGUGCUAGUUAGCUCCUUAAUUAGCUAGAGUCAGUCAAAAUGGCGACAUCUUCGAGAUCUAAACACAGCUGACAGCUUGCAAAUCGAGACAUAUAGCUUUGAAUGAACUCAGUUUACAUUUGCUUAUUAAAAAUGAAAGUAUCUCUCCAUAUUUUGUGUGGUGUGGUGUUGCUGUUCACCUCAUCUUUCUGUGUCACCAGUCCAGUGCCGACAGGAACAUUUAAGACCAAUUGUCUUGAACGUCACUUUUGGCUUUCUGUCAAGUCCAGCUUCCUUGGCUCGAGGGUCCACGUUGACUUUGAAGACCGGUAUGGAUUCCACUCUUUGUCUGACCAUGAGGCCACACUGUGUGGUUACACUGUCCUGGUCAAUGAUGUUGGAGACUUGGUGUUUCGUGCCUCCUUCCUGGCCUGUCAUGUCCACAGCGAGGGAGGCACAGACUAUCACCUGCGUCUUUGGUUUGUGAACCUGCAGGAGGAUGGGAAGGUUGCAGCGUAUCCCUUCCAGCUCCACUGCUCUCUUCGGGGGCAGUGGAGCACCAGAGAGAUCGUCUGUGAGGAGAACUACAUGGAGGUGUCCAUCCAGCAGCCUUUCCUGCCUAUUACAUCAAAAAAUGAGAAGGGAGUUGAUGAGGCAGACAUGGCUGUGAUGUUCCACUAUGAUUCCCAGCCACCAGAGGAAGCGAGGUUCUUCUCCCUGAAAGAGGCUGCUGCUCUGGGCUACCACAUCUCACUGCGAGGCACCCACCUCACCCUCCGCUGUCCCUACUCCUCCCCGCUCUCAUACUUAGUCAAGGAGAGAGGAGUGGAUUUAGUGAUUGUCAGAGCGACUAUCCUGUACCGACUCCAGAGAAGCUUCCUGGCUGUUAACACCACUGUCGCCUGUGCUCUGAACGAGGCUUCAGCAGAUGGCUCUGAUCUGCUGUGGACUGUUCCUUACAUCCUGACACCGUUAGUCCGUGGUGAGUUCAGGUACAGAGGCAUGAAGAUCGGAGUGAACGGCCAGGAUCUGAGUGAGUCUGGAUAUAAAGAGAGGGGAUACAAAAUCAGCCUGCAGGAGGGAAAAGUGGAGGUCAGGAUUCCUCUAGGAGCCCCAGGUGGACACAUAAAGAGUGGUGUUGUGAGAGGACAGUACAGCCAGUCCAUGUCUGUGGAUUUGUCCUUCAUGAGUCAGUGGGAGGACGAGCGCUGGCCUCUAACACAGCAUCGCUCCUUCAGGCUCCUUAAGACUCCUCUCAUCCCUCAAAUCGCAGUCGUCACCAACAACUCUGUCCCAUCCUUAGGAUUGCUCUCCGUCACUUUAGGCCUCUUUGCCCCUGAUGUUUCCCUCCAGAAGGUGACAUUAGAUGGUGGAGGCGAGCUUCUAACCUCGACCCAAACUGAAACAGACGACCUCAGUGUGUCCAGGCUCUCCCACUCAAACGGGAGCCACUCCUACCAGCUUCGUUUCCCAUUGUCACACCCGAGAAUAAUCCCAGAGGAGCUGACAUUGCAGGGUCUUGUCUCUGAAGUGGAAGUGUCUGUUGUGGACGCUGACUCUCUGAAAGCAGAGGACACUCUUGUCCUUAAAUGUACAUUUCCUGUUCAGGAACUACUAGUAUGUCUGCCAGAAGGGAGGAUGGUAGCAGUCGUCGACACCACCCACACUAUCCCGCCCACUCACCCCAACCGGACCACCCUAUUGGACCCCAGCUGUAUUCCCAUGGAGACGGACAGCGCCAGAGCCUUGUUCAGCUUCAGCCUGGACUCCUGUGGGACGACUGUCACUACUGAGGGAAAUGUCCUUGUUUAUGAAAAUCAGAUCAGUUACACUCAAGAGUUUCUGCCUCCGGAUGAUCCUCUCAUACACAGAGAUUCUCCAUACAGGUUGACAAUUCAGUGUCGCUACCCAGCAAACCAUACUAUAACGCUACCCAGCAAACCAUACUACAUACUACUACAUGCUAUCCAACAGCCUUUAAAUAACUCUCUGGACCUUUCACCUGUGCACAUCAGGGAAGCUGCAAACACAGGCUGAAGAAAAUGGAGUUUGGAGGGACUGCAAGACCGUCUUGGUGUGUGGAUCACAUGGACGCGUGUCUCCAUUCUGCUGAUACUCUGCAAAUGGGUUGCUGCAUUUUUGUCCUGUAAAUCAAAUAAAUAAAUGUAUGUUGCAUUUUA
Trematomus bernacchii (emerald rockcod) is the source of this 2162-nucleotide messenger RNA. RefSeq lists its product as uncharacterized. The transcript has 17 exons. Bases 106 to 2019 code for a protein of 637 amino acids. Lineage: Eukaryota; Metazoa; Chordata; Actinopteri; Perciformes; Nototheniidae. The record is from RefSeq and is a predicted model, not a curated record.